AUGGUGUACACAACAGCAUGCGAAAGCUGUCGCAAGGUGCGAAUGAAAUGCAUUCGCCCAUCCCGGGGUAUGGACCAGUCCGAAACUUGUGAACGCUGCGAGCAAAAUCACGCCGAGUGCAUCACCAUCAAGCGUCGCGUCGGACGCCAGCCUGGAGUCAAGAACCGGAAACGCAAAGGCGAAGUCUUGAGCGAGCACCAUCAAAGCAAGUAUCAGAUUGUACAUCAAGAGCAUACUAUCCCGAGGGAUGUGAUAGAUCAUUUGCCCAACCCGCUGCAUGUGCUGGCCUCGGAGGCUGUGAGACGACAGUCGUCGCCAGAGACGUCGGAUGACCAGAUAUCACAUGCUUCCACUUCUACGCGUACCAGCAAGACCAUUGUUGACCAAUACUCUGAAUGGGCGGACAAGUUGCACCCAAAUGCCGGGGCAGGGAGGGAAGCUAUCAUGAUCCACUUGGAUAAGCUGUUGUCUAUGGGCCCGCGCCCGCAUGCUGUAGAUGCUGAGGAACCGUCGGUCUUUGUUGGGAGAACAGACAUGGCAAGGCCAGAUGCAUCACCCGAGAACGAUGUGAUCUCUUUACGAAUCAUCUCAUUGGCCGACGCGCAGCACCUCUUUGACAAAUUCAUGACCUUGAUCAUCAAUGGAUCCAAGUACUUUGACCCCCGCAUACACACCCUCUCAUAUGUCCGCUCCCGCUCCUCCUUCCUCCUCGCCGUUAUCCUCGCCAUCGCCUCCACCUACAAACCCCUCUGCCCCUCGUCAAUCCUUCACUCCCACCUCAUGUCCCACGCUCUGAAGCUUGAAACGACCGUCCGGAAUAAUCACCUCAAAUCUAUCGAGAUCAUCCAAGCGCUUUUGCUGCUAGCGAGCUGGACAGAAGUGCCGUGUACGCUGUCGAGAGAUAAGACGUGGAUGUUUGUUUCGCAUGCUAUUGCACUGGCGGUGGAAUUGCGGCUGGACUCGCCUUUGCCACACUGUGUACAGACGGAUCCAAUGUUUGACAAGAACAACCAGGAUCUGCUCGUGAGGAAUGCGCAUCGAGUCUGUUUGUUGAUGUUUAUUCAUGACCGAAACAUGGCAAUGGUGGCAGGGCGACAUCCCAUUAUUCGCGAUACCAGUCUUGUAUCGACCGAAUCUCUCUCCAAAUGGGGCAAACACGCCCUCGCACACAAAUUUGACGCCCCCAUCUGUGCUUCCGUCUCCCUUCGCAAGCUAGUCACUGUGGCCCACGUCAAAUUGACCACCCACAAUUUCGCCGACUUUGCGGCAGGAAAGGAAUUUAUUGACAGGGGCAUGGCGGAUUGGCGCAAGAGGUGGGCUGUCGAGAGUACUUCGACGCACGAAUACGAUAUCAUUGCCCGAUUCUCCGCCUUCGUCCUCGCCCUAGCACUCGUCAAGAAACGUCAAGCGACAGGACAUAUCGAGAGCGAAGCGCGAAAAGUGUGUGAGGCGUUGGCAUUUGAUGUCUGUUGCGGGGCAAUCAAUCAUUACAAGACCUGGCAAGGUUUGCCCAACUCUGCCACCUUUGACACUAGCAUGGUCGCCUUUUGCGCCAUCUACACUCUCCAAUCGAUCCACCUCACCGCGUCCCCCUUCCUAUCCGACUGGUCCCUCCUCCGGCUCGCGACCCUGCAAGAACUCCUCUCAUGCCUUGAAACCCAAGCAGACGAGCGCCACGGGGUGGAUACAGAAGGAAGUCUGAGUGUGGUGGAGCAGGUCGCGAGGGGGAUUAGGAAUCUGUUGGGGAAAAAGCAAAUUUGGAGAGGGGGAUCGAGGGGAUCUUUCCGGGAAUCAGAAGAUGGAGAGUACUAUGGGUUGUCGCAGGCGCACAACCUCCAACCCGACCCUUACGCAACCUCCAACAACCACACCCACAAUCAGUCAACAAACGCCCCCUCUUGGCCCACAAAUAGCACAAUGGACGACCUCACGCAUUUCUUAUAUGCGGCCACCGACGGCAGUCUACCUUUCAUGGCAGAUUGGGAUUUCGAGGGUCUCUUGCCUUCUUACGGCUCGAAUACCGCCAACGCCAGCCAUUCGGGCGGGGCUGGUAGGGACAUGUCGACUUUUGGGGUGGAGACGAGUUUUACGGGGAGUGAUCCUGGUUCGGUGGCAGAGAUGAGUCAAGGGGUCAAUAUGCAAAACAUGUUCAACAUGGGUUGUAAGUGA
Cryptococcus wingfieldii CBS 7118 is the source of this 2169-nucleotide messenger RNA. RefSeq names its product transcription factor. Gene Ontology annotation, molecular function: zinc ion binding; DNA-binding transcription factor activity, RNA polymerase II-specific; transcription cis-regulatory region binding. Lineage: Eukaryota; Fungi; Basidiomycota; Tremellomycetes; Tremellales; Cryptococcaceae. Gene Ontology annotation, biological process: regulation of DNA-templated transcription; DNA-templated transcription. The record is from RefSeq and is a predicted model, not a curated record. The transcript has 9 exons. Bases 1 to 2169 code for a protein of 722 amino acids. Gene Ontology annotation, cellular component: nucleus.